GCGACUGCAGAAUCUUGGGAUUCAGUCCUUUCACCUCAAGAUCCACGUUGGUGCAAAAGCAGUUGCUUGGUCCGCCGCCUGUGCGUCUCCGUGAUGCAGGAAAGAAGAAAACGUGCAAUGCUGAGGGGACGAGAGCCUUCCUGCCGCUAUUCUGCAUGAAAGCCCGAGAGCUCGACAUCCGUUGAAAAGGUUUUGCUGCAGUGAAAAGGCCACUCUUGGUAGUUGUGUUUCAUGUUUGUAUCCGGCGCACCUGUGUUCCGUCAAAACACUGGGAGUAGAGCUGCAAAGCGUGUGACAGUCUGCAGCAGGAAGCGAGCUGAGCGGUUAAGUCUUUGAAUGCUCAAGGACUCCCUUCCACAUUGUUGCGCUGCCUGUAUUUGUGGACGAGUAAAGUUUUAGGGGGUAAACUCCUUCGGCACAGAGAAACUUACAGCAGCAGCGCCUAGAUUUCUGCAAGGUCCUUUGAGGUUGGGAGGUCCUGACAGACAGGUAGAAAGGGCUCUCGCCGAGCCCUUGUCUUCUGGUGCCAGAGCUUAUGGCAGCUGCCGGGAUGGCUAGAUGUUUGCAGGCGCUUGAUGUUCUGCAGGAACUGCAACCCUUCACACAUAGCCGCAGUGCAGGAGCCGCGGCUUGCUCAUAUAGUCCAAGCUCGCCAAACCUCUCAAAACCGGUGCGGUUUGCAUGCAAUGCCAACCUUGAUAGAAAGCACAGCAGGCCGGCGUUUCUGGCCGGAGGCCUGCCCAUCCCUUCGCCCCACCGAAACAAACACCGCUUCCUGUUGCACUCAAAGAACGGCGGUCGGACAGCAUAUGCAGAGAAACCGGAGAAGAAGGUGCCGUCAGUUUUGUCAGCAGCCAGUGAUUUGAAUGACCGGGAGCGGGGGAAGAAAGGGGCAGGCAAUGAAAAGAGCGCAGCUGCAGAUGAGGAUGCAGACGGGGCUGCGUUGGCAAGCGGGGGAGCACUUGCUGGGGUGCUCUUGGUGGUCACCCUGGCGACGAUGGCAGGACUAGGCUUUGUAUUUAAAGACCAGAUAAAUGCGGCGCUCAUCCAAUUUCAGGGGAUACUCGAGACACUAGGCCCCAUAGGAUAUGUGUAUUUUCUCCUAGCUUACGCAGGAUUAGAGGUCCUCGCAAUCCCUGCUAUCCCCCUAACCAUGUCGGCAGGGCUCCUCUUCGGACAGGCUACGGGAACAGUCAUUGUCAGUGCGGCUGGCACGCUCGCAGCCACCGUCUCCUUCCUGAUUGCGCGCUACCUGGCGCGGGACCGCAUCCUAAAAAUCGCUGAGAAGAACCCCAAGUUUUUGGCGAUUGACAAGGCCAUUGGCAAGGAGAGCUUUAAGGUCGUCACUCUGCUGCGGUUGAGCCCACUGCUGCCUUUCUCUGUCGGCAACUACCUCUACGGCCUCACCUCCGUCAAGCUCGUGCCGUACGUCUUGGCCAGUUGGAUCGGCAUGCUCCCUGGCACGUUCGCAUACGUCAGCGCAGGCAGCGUUGGCAAGACUCUCCUGCAAGAUUCUGCCGACGGCAUCGUUGGGAAUGGCCCAUCCGGGCAGAUGCAGUUGAUAACCCUGGGUUUGGGCCUGCUAGCCACGGUGGGAGCGACGUGGUAUGUGGGCAAGUUGGCUAAGACUGCGGUCGAUGACAUUGAGUAGUGAGGCGGGACUAGCACUGUACAGAGGAGUGAAGUUAUUCUAGAGGAAUCCCGUUUUUGCGACUACGGUACUCCACCAGUCCAUGCAAGCAAGCGUGGCCAGCUUUGAUUUUGAUUCUAUUGUUUGGGUCUAGCGGCGAACGGCAAACAGCUUUGUCACGAUCAGGUAGGAAGAGUUGGACGCGUUGUCAGGGCAGUGUUGCAGGUUAAAAACCAAUUAUUGCAUCAUGCAGCACUGUACUUCAUUAUGUAUCGUCGAAUUGAAGAACUUGUGCCUACUUUCUCUGUUAAGUUCGAGCACCACGUCAUCAUUAACUGCGUACGUCUAACCUAGCUAAAGAUCAGGU
Molecule: messenger RNA, 1997 nt
Organism: Klebsormidium nitens
Lineage: Eukaryota; Viridiplantae; Streptophyta; Klebsormidiophyceae; Klebsormidiales; Klebsormidiaceae
Source: the annotation of a GenBank genome assembly